UCCCUCCUUCCCUCCAUCUCCAUCUCUCCAUCUCUCCAUCUCUCUCUCUCUCUCUCUCUCUCGGCUCGCAGCAGUGCGGCCGAGGCACAGCGUCCCGUGGGCACACGCGCCUCCCUCCUUCUCCCUCUUUCUCCCCCCACUCUAAAAGCCACAGUUCUCUUGUCCCCACGCCAAAAAGACACCACCCCCUUCCCCUCCCCUCCCCUCUCCUCUCCACAACAACUACAACCGCAGCAGCCCAGCCGACUGACAGAACCCGCCCUUCCAUCCCUCGCCCCGGUCGUUUCUCCCUCCACUGAAAAUUCCCAUCUCCGAAACGCUCAUGUAAAUCCGAAUCCUCCCUCUCUCUCUCUCUCUCUCGCGCUCGGCUCGGCGGCGGCGGUGGUGGUGGGUUGCUCGGGCGUGGUUGUCUACCAAAUCUGGAGCAACCCCAUUUCACCCUUUUCCGGGAAUCUGCUGCACAUGGUCGGUUUCGAUCUCUCUCUCUCUCUUUCUUGGGUGUGCGUGCGUGCGCGUCUGUUGUGCUAUAGAGUUUUAUGGUGGUAGCGCCGUUUCGCAUCCGCCAUCAAGGUAGCUCCUUUUCGGAUUCUUCGCCGUCGGUAUCGACCCCCUCUCGCAAAUCUUGAAACUUUCCGCCUGCAUCUGCUCUCACCCAUUUGGCCUCCGUCUCUGAAGAAGGCGCUCGACCAGGCGUUUUACUUUAUAGUUUGAGAUGAUGGAUGGAGAAACAUCUUGGGUUAGCUGCAAUUACGAUACUGCUAGAGACAUAGAUGAUUACGAAUUGUUCUCUGAGCUUAGCGAUGAAGGCAAUCAAGCAGCUUCUGCAGUCUCUCUCGAUGUAAUCUUGCCGGAUGAUAUAUUGGAACGAAUCUUGGCUUGUCUCCCUGUUGCAAGCAUCUUCAGAGCAGGUUCUGUUUGUAAAAGAUGGCAGGAAAUAGUUAGCUCAAGAAGGUUCCUAUGGAACCUGUCACAGGUAUUGUCACAGAAACCUUGGUAUUUUAUGUUUACGAGUACUGAUGACCCUGGUGGGUAUGCCUAUGACCCAAUCCUUAGGAAGUGGUACAAUAUUGAGCUGCCUUGCCUUAAAACGUCCAAUUGGUUCAAAGCUUCUUCAUGUGGGUUGGUUUCCUUCAUGGACAAUGACAGCAGAAGUGAAUUAUACGUCUGCAACCCGAUCACUAAAUGUUCGGAGAAGCUAGCAGAGCCCCCGGGUUUGAAAUUUUCUGAUUACAGUGCCCUGGCAAUGUCGACCAGCAGAGUUUCCAAUGGUUAUCAGAUCUCCAUUGUGAAAUCAAAGCAAAUCCCUGGUAAUUUUGUCCAGUGGGAUCUUUCAAUUCAUCUAUAUGAUUCCGAGGCUAGGAUGUGGGCCACCUCGCAUACUGAGGUUUUCACUGGUUGGAGGGCUGGUGAUGAGUGUGUGAUUUGUGAUGGCAUUUUGUAUUUCUUGAUUUACUCAACAGGUGGUAGUUUGCUGGAAAAUCGUCAUGGCCUAAUACCAUAUGAUCUCUCAGGUCGAUCUUCCCAUGAUCUGUUGAUCAAUAACUCUAUUCCGGUACCUUGCCCCCUUACCUGUGGCCGUCUGAUGAAUCUGAAGGGGAACCUGGUUAUGGUGGGAGGAAUUGGUAAGCAAGAUCGGCCCGACAUAAUUAAGGGGAUUGGCAUCUGGAUGUUAAAAGGGAAGGAGUGGCAAGAGAUUGCCCGCAUGCCCCAUAAGUUCUUUCAAGGAUUUGGGGAACUUGAUGAUGUUUUUGCCAGCAGUGGUAUGGAUGAUCUGAUUUACAUCCAGAGCUAUGGAUCCUCGCUGCUUCUUCUUUUUGACAUGAACCUAAAAACAUGGAAGUGGUCUCCAAAGUGCCCUGUGACGAAGAGGUUCCCUCUUCAGCUUUUCACUGGUUUUUCGUUUGAGCCCAGGCUUGAAAUUGCUCCCUAAUUUGCUUUUUGUUCAAUUCGAUGGUCACUUUUGUUGGGGCAACACUUCAUAUUCGCUGUGUUUGUUUGCAAUUAACUUAAGUUACAUGAUCAAGUGGCAUGACAAAGUUUAUAGAGAAUGUAGCAGCAAUGGAAGCAGAUACCAUUCUUUGCAUUCAGAAAAUGGGGAGUAAAUACGAGCUUUGGGUUCUUUAUUUCACAAAUGGAUGUCUUUUGUAUUUAAGAUUCUACUUUCUGACAUUUCUGACAUUCGACUCGGUGUUUGUGCUUCGUAGUGCUUUUCAUAUACUUAGUGCGUAGUAACUAGAAUUUGAUGGUA
Molecule: messenger RNA, 2248 nt
Organism: Eucalyptus grandis
Lineage: Eukaryota; Viridiplantae; Streptophyta; Magnoliopsida; Myrtales; Myrtaceae
Product: F-box/kelch-repeat protein At3g61590
Exons: 2
Coding region: 713-1930 (405 amino acids)
Molecular function (GO): protein binding
Source: RefSeq, a predicted model, not a curated record